AUGUCUUUUCUUGUAAGUAACCCAGAACGAAUUAGGCGGUGGGUGUCCGAAAAGUUCAUUGUAGAAGGCUUGAGAGAAUUUGAACUGUUUGGAGAGCAGCCUCCGGGUGACUCUCGGAGAAAAACCAAUGAUGCGAGCUCCGAGUCGAUAGCAUCUUCCCCUAAAAGGGACACCAUGAGCAGCUUUUUACCAGACAGCAGCUGUUAUGAGUUGCUCACCAUAAUAGGCCACGGCUUUGAGGAGCUGAUGACUGUGAACCUGGCCAGGUAUAAACCAUCAGGAGAGUAUGUCACAGUCAGAAGGAUUAACCUGGAAGCCUGCACCAAUGAGAUGGUGACAUUCUUGCAGGGUGAGCUUCAUGUGUCCAAACUCUUCAACCACCCCAACAUUGUGCCAUAUAAAGCGACCUUCAUAGCUGACAAUGAGCUAUGGGUAGUGACCUCCUUCAUGGCUUAUGGUUCUGCAAAGGAUUUAAUCUGUACCCAUUUCAUGGAUGGAAUGAGUGAACUGGCUAUUGCUUAUAUCCUCCAGGGCGUUCUGAAGGCUCUUGACUACAUUCACCAUAUGGGCUAUGUACAUAGGAGUGUGAAAGCCAGCCACAUCCUGAUCUCUGUGGAUGGGAAGGUGUACCUCUCAGGCCUGCGCAGUAACCUAAGCAUGAUCAACCACGGGCAGCGGCUCAGAGUUGUCCACGACUUCCCCAAGUAUAGCAUCAAGGUCCUACCAUGGCUCAGUCCUGAAGUCUUGCAGCAGAAUCUCCAGGGUUAUGAUGCAAAAUCCGACAUUUACAGUGUGGGGAUAACAGCCUGUGAACUGGCAAACGGACACGUCCCAUUCAAGGACAUGCCUGCUACUCAGAUGCUGUUGGAGAAGCUGAACGGAACUGUUCCAUGCCUGCUAGACACCACCACGAUCCCUGCCGAGGAGCUGACCAUGAAAACAUCCCGCUCGUGUGCUAACUCCGGGAUUGGUGAAGGGAUGGCAGUUAGCAACGUGAGGGCAGCCAAUGGGGAGUCAACACUGCACCCUUACCAUCGGACUUUCUCACCCCACUUCCAUCACUUCGUAGAGCAGUGCCUGCAGCGUAACUCCGACUUGAGGCCAAGUGCAAGCACUCUGCUGAAUCAUUCCUUUUUCAAGCAGAUCAAACGUCGUGCGUCCGAAGCACUUCCUGAACUAUUGCGCCCUGUCACACCAAUCACCAACUUCGAAGGUACGCGGCCACAGGAUCCCAGUGGCAUUUUUGGACUGGUAUCCAGUCUGGAACAGCUAGAGGUGGAUGACUGGGAAUUCUAG
This is a messenger RNA of Emys orbicularis (European pond turtle), 1296 nucleotides long. RefSeq names its product STE20 related adaptor alpha (gene STRADA). Gene Ontology annotation, biological process: protein phosphorylation; protein export from nucleus; activation of protein kinase activity. The record is from RefSeq and is a predicted model, not a curated record. Bases 1 to 1296 code for a protein of 431 amino acids. The transcript has 12 exons. Lineage: Eukaryota; Metazoa; Chordata; Testudines; Emydidae. Gene Ontology annotation, molecular function: protein serine/threonine kinase activator activity; protein kinase activity; ATP binding. Gene Ontology annotation, cellular component: serine/threonine protein kinase complex.